This is a messenger RNA of Octopus bimaculoides (California two-spot octopus), 5713 nucleotides long. RefSeq names its product RILP-like protein 1. Gene Ontology annotation, biological process: cilium assembly. Gene Ontology annotation, cellular component: ciliary basal body; cytoplasm. Gene Ontology annotation, molecular function: small GTPase binding; protein dimerization activity; dynein light intermediate chain binding. The record is from RefSeq and is a predicted model, not a curated record. Lineage: Eukaryota; Metazoa; Mollusca; Cephalopoda; Octopoda; Octopodidae.
GUGACGUAAAAUUGGCAUCACGUGACAUUUGCUGGGUGACGGGACAUUGAAUAAAGAGAGAAGAAGAGAGGAAAGAAUUAAUGAUGGUAAGAGGAGAAGGAGUCAAAGGAGGAAGAUUAAAUGAAACUAUGGAGAUCGAAGAUUAAAUUGUGCCGAAGUGAAGCGAAGAAAAGUUGUCGCUAAAACUGUCAAGAGGGAACAUCCUCCCUCUUACUCUCGUCAAUAGUGCUACUGUAUCGAAUCAGGUUUUCCAAGUCUGACAUUAGCUUGUUUUUAUAUAUAAUUCUCGCAAAGGGCUCCUACUGUAUACCACGACUCGAUUUAGGGUGGUGGUAUACAGGCCCAAAUAUUUUGUCAAUUAGAUGGAUUCCUGUUUAAUUGAAACCAUUCGGAGAGUUAGAAUGAACGACGAACAUUUCCUGAUGUCUAGCGAGUCCAGUAUUGAAAAUAGCUAUGGUAUCUCCGUUGCAGACGUUUAUGACCAGGCAUCAGGCAUUGGCAAAGAACUUGAAAAGUUGAUAGACUGCUAUGGAUCAGAAGCGAUCACAGGGCUUAUGCACAAAGUCGUGCGAUCCCUUGAGCUUUUGGAAGCCCUAGCCAUUCGUUAUGAACAGGAAAACAAUGAAAUAGGAGACCUUAAAUACACUAUUUCAAGGUUAGAAGCCGAAAAACUUGAAAAAGCUCAGGAGAGGGCCAGGUACGAACGGGAACUGGAGUUAAUAGAAGAUAACUGGCAAGAAGAAGUAAAAGACUUACUAAAAAGUAUAGAUCACCUCCAACGUGAAAAUAAACAGUAUCAUAAUUUAAGAGAAACAUUGAAAGAACAGCAGAAGUUGGCCGUAGCAGAGGCUCUGGCAGCAUCCAAAAUCUUUACAACAGAAGCUGAGGCCUCGGCACCUCCACGAAAAGAAGAAGAAGAAUUGCAGGUGUUGACCAAAUUGAAAGAAACUAUCGAUAAGCAGAGAAAUCAGAUACGUGCCAUAAAAAAAGAACUCACCCAAAAACAAGUGGAUUCAGAUGCACUUCAAUCACAGUUAGAAAGAGUUGUGAAAAUAAAUACUGAUUUACGUAGGAAGAAUUCUUCUCAAAGGAAGCAGACACAGACUCUGUUAGAAGAGAGGCUAGAACUACAGUCUCACAUUCAGGAUAAAGAAAAACAAAUCCAGACCAUUAAAGGACUCCUAAAGGAACAAGAAUGUGAAUCUUCAGAUACACCAAGUGAUGGUUCAGAUGAAGGUUCUUUAACAGCAGAAGAAUUGAGCAGGCUUGAAGAAAAACUCAGUAAAUAUGGUAAAAUCACUGUUGACAUUUCGGAUCAAGAAAGUCCACGAUUCUCUAUAGCAGAACUUCGGGAAGUUCUAAAAGAGAGGAAUGAGUUGAAAGUACGCUUGAUAGAAAUUGAAGAAGAAUUAAAAAAAUAUAAACCAAAACCAGAUGAUAAUCUUCCAAACUCUGAAGGCAACCAGUCUUUAGCUGAAGAAUUAACUGAUGCUACAGAAACCUCUUCUGAAGAGGAAGGUCCUGUACAAGGCCCCAUCAAUCAGGAGCCAUUUGAAAAAUUAUAUCCAUAUAACAAGGACAGUCAGAUCCGUAAAUUUUUCCAGAAUUUGGUGGACAAACUCAAUCUCCCUGUGGACUUUUCUAUUUAGUAAUCCAGCACACAACUGGCAAUUGUGUCUCAUGUCAGGCCAGUUUCCGGUUUAUAAUGGGCAAGCCACGAGAAGAACCUACCAUUUGCCUCUCCCACCUUCAAUGGAAGAAGUAAUUUGUAGAGCCAUCCAACAACCAUCAUCACCGCUUGUCAUUCUGUUAAUUUUUUUCUUUGUGUCAUAAUGAACAAAUUAAAUGAAGAAAAUAGUGCUUCAUUUAACUGAUUAACUAAUUACUAAUUGAGAGAGAGAGAUGGACAGAGAGAGAGAAAACAAAAGUGAGGUGACAAUUGAUAGACGAUAUAAGUAGUAAAACUAAGCAGGAUACCUUUGAAAUAAUUAUAUGUGUCAUACACUCUUUUUAAUAAUAACCUAGUUGAAAGGAUAAAAUAUACACCUGGCUAUCCAGUAGAAUUUCUAACUUAUAUCUAGUUUAUGUUUUAUAACUAAAGUUUACACCUGUUAUUGUUUCAUAACCCAAAUGGACUCCCAGUAUGUCUAGAUGGGAAUCAAGUAGCAAAAAGUUUAUUAAUAACAAAUAAGAUUUCAAAUAACUAUGCAAAUAUACAUACAUAUAUAUAUAAAAUUUGUGUAAUCGUUUCAAUUAAGAACUUUCUUUUUUCUUUCUUUUUUUCUCUUUUACAAUUUAAAAUGACUUAUUGGUCAUUGUUUUAAAUUUUAGUGUAAAAAUUUAGUGGUAGAGUUAACAUAGAAAGAGAUAAAUUACAUGCUUUAUGGCAUCUAAUAUUUACCUUGGUGCCUUGCUGUUCCAAGUUCAGAUCCUACUAAGAGUAAUGAAAUAAGUACAAGUGAUAUUUUGACUUGAGUUAUUAAAUUACAUUCCUUUAUAUACACACAAAAAUAAGAACACACAUAUAUGCACAGAAACAGUUCAGUAUAUUUAACUGACUCAUCUAAUGAAAUAUUACCAAUGCUGUGCUGUAACAAUCAAGUCUUAUUCCUAAGACAAUACAAAUUCCUUACUGGUUCCUAUUGGAAUCACAAUUAUUUUGUAUUUACAAUCAAUAUUAUCCUGUAUAGCUGAUACAUACUAAAAACCAAUCAACAUCUGUGCUUCUUGAAUUCAUUCAGCAUUGAAAUCAUUGUUGUCUAAGUUUAUGCCAGGAUAGGGCAUCCAACUGGGCAACAUUUGCUCUGGCAAUUGCUGAAACUACAUAAUUGCCCAGCCUUCUACAGUACAUACCUGAGUCUUUCCUCCACUCUACAGUUGCCUGUCUUCUACUCUGAAGCUGUGAGUAUCACUUCUACAGAACAUGAAGCAUUACUUUUACAGCAUAGCUGUAAAUAUCAAUACUGUACUACAAUUAUUAGUAUCAUCUGUACACUAAUGCUGUGAUUUCAUACACUGCUGUAUAACUGAUAGUAUCACUUACUUCUACAGUAUAACUGUAACUGACAUGGUUGUUUUCAAAACAGCAAUAAAUAUCUGCUUGACUUGUCCUCAGAUUCCUCAAGCUAUCCAACACAUUCCAUGUUUUACCCUGGUUUAGUAGCUGAAAUGAAAUGCAAUGUGGUAAAGAGGGAUUGAGGAGGAGGAAAAAAAAGAGAAAGCAGAUGUUGCUGUUUACUAAGGAAUCAUUAAAGAAUAUAAAUUUUAAAUGUUUCUUUCUCUUCCAUUUCUCUCUCUCUCUGUACAUACACACAUUGAUACAUAUAUAUAUGUAUGUGAUGCAUACAUGUGUGUGUGUGUGUAUAUAUAUAUAUAUAUAUAUUGUAAAAUUUGUAACUAAAAGCUUGAAAAUUUAAUUUAUUAUUAUUAGUUCUAUUUUUAGUCAUUUUAGAGCGAUGAAGAUGGUACAGAUCGCAGAGAGCCAACUUGGGUGCUUCAAAGCCUUUGAAUUGGUUGUCUUGCCUUUCUGUUUUCCAAUCACACCGAGGUUGACUUUGCCUUUCAUCCCUUUUAGGGUUUUGGUAAAAUAUAUCUCAGUAAUACACUGGGUCCAUUCAUUAAAAAUAAAAAGAUUGGCCUUGUGCUUUGUCAAAAGAGCUCAUUAUACUUGGCUUUUGGCUAAGAGCAAAGUGUAUAAUAUGAAUAAAGAAAUCAAUAUUUUUACCAUUCCAAGCCACAUCAUUUUCCACAACUCGUUCAACCCAUACCAGCUGGGUAAAAUGGACAUUAAACUGAUGAGGAUUAUGAUUAUAUUCCAUAUAGAAAAAUAGUUAGAAACAAUGAAGGAAAGAACAAAAAAAAAACACUAAGAUGAUUUUUCAUCUACACCAUCUCUGUGAAUGCUCCAUGUUUGCUACCUCUUUUAGAGAGGCUGUUGAUAUGGCUGCUGUCACUCUGUGUGCUAGAAAUCUUUAUUGCUCCCACUCUAGGAAUGGUAUGCACUGGGGUUGCUACCACUUUAGGAACAGUGACACUUGGUUGUUAUAUGUAUAUUUUGAAACACUCCUUGAAUGUAUGUGAUGGUGUGAUGAGCAGUUUUUCUGUUUCCUUUCACGGAGGCACACAUCCACACUUUUGUUAUAUCAAUUAUAUUUAAAUGAUAAUGGUAAUAAAAAUGAAAUGUAAUUUGCAUUAGAUUUUAUUUUAACUUCCAAACAUUAAACCAAGUGUCAUGUUUGAUCUUCAUCAUUUACAAUUCCCUCUAUCAUUCUCAAUCUACUAAAUCCAUUAACAGGUCAUAUAUUUCACUGUCAUAUGUGAUUAUCUAACACAGUAUCAUAUUCACUGAAGUGUUAUGUUGAGCCUGUCUGUUAAUGUCUAAAUUGUCACAUUUUACGUACAUCAUAUGUAAUCAUUAAGAACAGAUAUAAUGUGUGUAAUGAAGUGUCUUGAAGUGAAAUUAGCUAUAAAUAAUACCUUAUAAUGCACCGAGUUAAAACUCCCUUAGAUGGAAAAUUGGUAGAUAGCUGCCUGUAGGAUACAAAACAUGCGUCUUCUGUAACACAGACUUACUACCCAUUACACUAAAGCAGUCUCUCUUCUUUCUUACAUCAAAUAUUUCUCAAUGCUGCUACAUUUCCAUUCUAAACGUUAACAAACUUUCUUGAUGGUAAGAUUUAGAGCAUUUAAUUUGAUGGAAAAAAGACAGGAAGCUGCUUUACUGUAAUUGGUAGCACAUCUGGCUGGUUUGGGUCUUGCGAGUAGCUUUCUGACUUUUUUCCAUUCUAAGGCUUUUUAACUCAAUGUAUUAUAAGCUAUAAUUUAUUGCUCAAUUUGCUUCAAGAUACAUCAUUAAUAAAGACUUAUUUACAUAAUUCUCAAUGCUAUUACAUUUGCAUUCUAAAUGUAAGCACAAUAUAUGUUUAAAACAGCAGUUCAUUGCUGCACAAGCUUUUUAAGUAAUAGAAGCUUUAGUACCUCUGUUUUCUUUUAAUAUAACUUAGUACUGCAUGCAGUUGUGUAAGUAAGCUACCUGGUUUCAGUUUGUGGCUGGAAACCAUGUCAUAUACAUAACUAAUAUCUCUUGGAAAAGCAUGAGUGGUACUAUUCUCAUUUUUGCCAACUAAGAAUUCAAUAGGGUUAAUAACCCAUUGAUGAAUACUGUUGAUUGUAGAUGAUCAAUAAGAAAACUGAGUCAUCAGAUCUAUCUAUGUAUGAAAAUAAAAUGUAUAAUUUAUAAGCCAUUACUAUUUUGUAAGCUGAAGAUACAUUUUUCAUGUUAAAUCUCCAACAUACUGUCAAAACAAGAAGACAUCAUAUCCUGUGACUGGCGCUGCACUAUGUCCAGAGCCUAGAUACCUAACCUCCAAACACCCCAGUCCACCAAGCUGUUUGAUUUCAUGCUGAAAUGGUUCACUUUGCUGUUGCAUUCAAUGGCAGCAGUAUAAAACUGGUGACUGUUUUGUUAGCAUCCUCUCAUGAGUAUAGUUUGGAGUAGAAUGACAUAUUCUUAAAAGCUUCUUCCAUGACCCAAUGGCUUAUAGGACUCACCACCACUAACACCAUAAUAGUUACAUAAUAUAGUUACAUGUAAGUUACAUUACUGCAUGGAACAAUUCCACAAAGCCGUAAUCAACUAAUAAAUUCCUGUAAGUCAGUGAAACAUCAUCAGUAAACUACUGUAACCAUUACAUUAAAUAUUGUCAGAGCUAUA